AUGAUCGAAAAUCCUUUGUCAGAGAAUAUAAAACAGGAAACCCAGAAUAGUUUAAAUGGUAAUCUAUGUUCUCCACUUGGAUUAAGGGUACCAUUUGAAGUUGCUAUUAUACAAGCAGCGAAGAAAUUGUUCGGAUGCACCUACUUAGAGCGCAAUACGAGCAUAAGCCCAGCUCCAAUACUUAAUUUGUGGCUUGAACGUCCGGUUAUAAUCGGCAAACAUGGACAUUGUAAAAACGUUAAUAACAUGGACCACUUCCUUUUUGAGUGUGUAUCAAAAAGGGCACCGACUAGGAAUGACGAGAUUGAUAAAGGCUGGAAUUAUAUAAUUCUGUUAGAUCAUACUAAUUACAACUCAAAUAAAAGUUACAACAACCUGGUAUUCAGAUGUGCAGUAUACGAUGUGCAUGAUGGUCGUGCUGAGGGAGUAAAGAUAAUUCGGAUGGCGAUCAGCGCGCCAAGCCGAGGCCAAUUUGACGAAAGUCAAUGCCAAGGUCUAUCAAAAACUAUGGGAAAAUAUGACCUACCACGGAUUCCAGAGGGGCGGCGAACUUGGCCUGAUGGGUCUAUGUAUUUGUAUUUGGUUGGAAAACCACCCCGUGAUGAACCUCCUAAAAAGAAAGGCGAAAUCGUUAAAUCCAGUCGUCCAACAACUACAACGAAACCUAUAAUAACUUCAAGUGAUAAGAAGAAUGCAAUAACAACAAUCACAACCACAACUACAACAACUGAAAUGCCAGAAGAUGUUAAUUUUUAUGUGGGCCAACCACCAGAAUGGUAACUUUCUGACAAGUUGAUUCUUGAAGUACAUUGAUGAAUCAAUCGGUUAGUUGGAAUAUUCCUGUAGCAAAAAAAUUACAUUCAAGUUUCCACGUGUAAUCUAAUAUAAACAAAAACGUCUACAAAAAAUAUAAGUUAUUUUGUACAUAUAUAAUUUUAUAACUUUUUUU
This is a messenger RNA of Rhopalosiphum maidis (corn leaf aphid), 949 nucleotides long. RefSeq lists its product as uncharacterized. The transcript is spliced from 6 exons. The record is from RefSeq and is a predicted model, not a curated record. NCBI's taxonomy places the organism in Eukaryota, Metazoa, Arthropoda, Insecta, Hemiptera, Aphididae. Bases 1 to 780 code for a protein of 259 amino acids.